AUGAUUCGCUCUCCUGCAUAAUUGUGGAAACCCCGUUGAGCCACUCUUUUGCCUCUAUAAAGAGGAGAGGCAGGCAGCUCCCCCUCCUCAGGAGUUGAUUGCAAGAAUUUGGAGUGCGCAUCUUCCGCGAGCUUCCCGCUGACAAGCGCGUGGAGGUGGUUUUGAAUGCCGCCGAAUUGGCCCGGUGCGGUUCUUGCCGAGAGCGAUCGUGCAGGAGCCGAGUGAGACUUUACGAUAUUUGCGUGGAGAAGAAGCGACGCGACGCAAGGACACAUGGCUGCGCUCACCAUACAAAGGACUGACAACUUUUUGCACACUUUUUUACAGGAUCGCACACCCAGCUCCUCCCCCGAGGGCCACCCCAACGCUCUUUCCUUCUUGGCCACCACCUGCAGCCAAGCCUGGCAGGUGAGCGGCGCGCCGGGCUCCGAGGGCUCCCAGUUUCCCUACGAGGGUACGGUCAGCUCGGCAUCGGGGAUGUUCCAACUGUGGAGCAACGAGAUGGCGCCCGGCGCGGCCAUCAGCACGCACCAAAUGGCCUUUACCGUGCCCAAGGUGCAGUUUCCCACACACGCACAGUCCGGCCUGGGGCACCAUCACCACCAUCACCCGCAUCACCCACACCAUCACCACGAGCUUCCUCUAACCCCUCCAGCUGAGCCGACGCCAUCAUCGUACUCGUUCGAACUCUCCCCCGUCAAAACGCUUUCCUCGCAGCCGCAGACUAACGGCUCCUACUACCCACAGCAUAGUAGCGUGGGACAAAACUUCCCUAACUUUCUCCAUAACUCCUCAGCCAGGCACCACCUGGCCGGAGGCCACGCAGCUGAAGGCCAGCAAUGGUGGAGCCUCCCCCAAAGCAACGCCACACCCUCCGGGCAUCCCUUCGCCCUGGGCAGGCAGCUGGUGUUGGGCCACCAACCUCAGAUAGCUGCCCUCCUCCAAGGGAGUUCCAAGGGCCUGCUGAGCUCCACGCGUCGCUGCAGGCGCUGCAAGUGCCCCAACUGCCAAGCCAGCGGCGGAGGAUUGGAGUUUGGUAAGAAGAGACUGCACAUCUGCCACGUCCCCGAGUGCGGCAAAGUUUACAAGAAGACGUCGCACCUGAAGGCCCAUCUGCGCUGGCACGCCGGCGAGAGGCCCUUCAUCUGUAACUGGCUCUUCUGUGGCAAAAGCUUCACGCGCUCGGACGAGCUGCAGAGGCACCUGCGCACACACACUGGCGAGAAACGCUUUGGGUGCCAGCAGUGCGGUAAGAGGUUCAUGAGGAGCGACCACCUCUCCAAACAUGUCAAGACCCACCAGACCAGGAAGAGCAGGUCCGUGCAGCCGUCACAAGGCUCAGAAGCGCUCCUCGCCAACAUUAAGCGAGAGUAACGUCUCCUGUCCAUCUUUGCAAUCAAAACGGAGUGAUUAUUGACCUCACGCCAUGUUUGCACUCUGGGGCGAGCGCCAAGCUCGCCACACAUCUUGUUUUGUCAAAGAGAAAAAGGAUUUUACAUGUCUGCUAAAGUUUAUUUUAUGUAAAAACGGGGGAAAGGGUUUACAUAAAAGGUUUGUUAUAUAUUUUAAGAAGCAAAAUGACAAUGCCUUUGCGCAGUUAAAUGUAAGCCAUACAAGUAAGCCCAGGAUGAAUAGAUAAGAACUUGAUCCGAAUAAUUUAAGUACUUGCCCAAAUUUGUCUGUUUUUGCUUUUCAUUUUGAACAAAGGCAAUCUUUCCGUUUCUGAUUCUGAAGGUGUACACAAAACAUUCCAAUUUUACUGUAAAUUAUGUAUCAAUGUGAACCAUGUAUUUGGGUGAACGGCUGCAUGUAAAUUUGAAUAAACAAUCUCCG
Corythoichthys intestinalis (scribbled pipefish) is the source of this 1833-nucleotide messenger RNA. It is a transcript of the gene sp5l, whose product is annotated as Sp5 transcription factor-like. Gene Ontology annotation, molecular function: DNA-binding transcription factor activity, RNA polymerase II-specific; RNA polymerase II cis-regulatory region sequence-specific DNA binding. The coding region runs from base 274 to 1374 and encodes 366 amino acids. NCBI's taxonomy places the organism in Eukaryota, Metazoa, Chordata, Actinopteri, Syngnathiformes, Syngnathidae. The record is from RefSeq and is a predicted model, not a curated record. Gene Ontology annotation, biological process: regulation of transcription by RNA polymerase II. The transcript has 2 exons.